Molecule: messenger RNA, 1353 nt
Organism: Closterium sp. Naga37s-1
Lineage: Eukaryota; Viridiplantae; Streptophyta; Zygnematophyceae; Desmidiales; Closteriaceae
Source: the annotation of a GenBank genome assembly
AUGAGUCAUCUCUACUGGAACGGCUCGAAGCUGUUUAACGAUCCCAUUCACGACCAUAUCACGGUCGACAAGACCAGCCUGAGCAUCAUCGACACUUGCGAGUUUCAGCGGCUAAGGCACAUCCGCCAGCUAGGCGUCUGCCACUACGUGUACCCGUCAGCCAAUCACACACGACUAGAGCACUCCAUAGGGACCUCCCAUCUGGCCAAUGAGGUGGUGGAAUCAUUAAGGCGGCAGCAGCCAGAGCUGCGGAUCAAUGAUGAUGACGUCAUGGCGGUUACUCUGGCUGGGCUGUGCCAUGACAUGGGGCAUGGGUGCUUCAGUCACAUGCUCGAUAACUCCAUCUUCUCCCACUUCUGCUCUGGAUCCGAUUGGCACCACGAGAAGCGGUCAGUGGAGCUGGUGGAUCGAGUGAUUGACAACAACAACAUCGACAUUGAUCCUGACACCGUGGCCACCAUCAAGAGCCUCAUUCUACCUGACAAGUCCAAGAGGAAAAGGGACUAUAAGGAGAAGGAGUUUCUAUGGGACAUUGUAGCCAAUGCACGCACGGGAAUAGACGUGGACAAGUUUGACUACCUGGCUCGUGACAGCUACUUCUGCAACAUCAAGUCGUGCUUCGAUCACAAGAGAAUAAUCCAGAUGAUGCGAGUCAUAGACGACGAAAUCUGCUUCAAGUACAGAGAGUUGGAGACAGUGAACGAGCUGUUCUGGCUGAGGGCCAAGAUGUAUCGCAAUGUGUACACGCACAAGACGGUCAAGGCAGUGGAGGCCAUGAUCCUAGAGGCCCUCACCCACGCCAACCACGUCUUCCGCUUUGAGGAGAUUGCGCUCACGAAAGAUCUCGAUAGAUUCUGCCAGCUGGACGAUACGAUUCUGCGGGAGAUCCUGCGGUCUCGGGACCCCAGCCUGGCGAAAUCCCAGGAGAUUUUGAGGCAGCUUGAACGGCGACAGCUGUAUCAGCACUCACCUUCCUCCCUGAACAAUGUCUGCUCCCUCCUUACUGCCUCAUGUCCCCAGAUCACUCCCCCAUCCCAUCUUUACCCCGUCUCCCCACCAUUCAACCCCUCAGUACAUGAACGAGGUCGUGGUCCCAUUGGGCGCUCUUCACCACUUCAAGAAGCUCUCGUUUGCCUCCCCGCACUCUGUCUGCUCCUGUUUGACCUCCUCCCUUCGCCCCCUUCCCCUCCUCCCUCCCCGCACUCUGUUUGCUCCUGUUUGACCUCCUCCCUUCGCCCCCUUCCCCUCCUCCCUCCCCUCCAGUACAUGAACGAGUUUGUGGUGCCGGUGGAUGCGCUUCACCACUUCAGAAAGCUCACAGUAGAUGAGCUGCUGCGGCAUGUGAGUGUGUGA